This is a messenger RNA of Dermacentor andersoni, 8244 nucleotides long. RefSeq names its product carbamoyl-phosphate synthetase 2, aspartate transcarbamylase, and dihydroorotase rudimentary (gene r). Gene Ontology annotation, cellular component: cytoplasm; carbamoyl-phosphate synthase complex. Gene Ontology annotation, biological process: L-arginine biosynthetic process; 'de novo' pyrimidine nucleobase biosynthetic process; L-glutamine metabolic process. Gene Ontology annotation, molecular function: amino acid binding; aspartate carbamoyltransferase activity; hydrolase activity, acting on carbon-nitrogen (but not peptide) bonds, in cyclic amides. The record is from RefSeq and is a predicted model, not a curated record. NCBI's taxonomy places the organism in Eukaryota, Metazoa, Arthropoda, Arachnida, Ixodida, Ixodidae.
CGUGUCAGCCGGCGCAGCUCGGCUUGAACUGCGUAAGCUGCAGCACGUGUUUUCCAGUAAACAAUGUCGCAGUGGUGAGCGCCGACGUGAGAAUUAGCCGUUUUUUGAAGCUCAACUUCCCGGCAAACUUGAACUGUAGGUUCUCGAGCCUUCGUAAUUUUUUUUUUCCUAUGCGCGGUGCAUGUACGAGUAGAUUGCCCUAGUCGCCGUCAGAAAGCAGCGUCAUCCACUGCAUUGCCAUGGAGACCACCCCAAAGCGCUGGUCUGCACAGCUCGUUCUGGAAGAUGGGUCUACGUAUUCGGGUGUCGCGUUUGGAAAUCCUAGGUGCAUUUCCGGGGAAGUUGUGUUCCAGACAGGCAUGGUGGGCUAUGUGGAAUCUCUGACCGAUCCCUCGUACUGCCGGCAGAUUCUUGUGUUGACAUAUCCACUGAUUGGCAACUAUGGUGUUCCCAACACCGAGAAGGACGUGCAUGGCAUUCCCAUCAACUUCGAGUCGCACAAGAUUUGGGCGGCUGGCCUGGUCGUGGGCGAGUGUGUGGACAAGUACAGCCACUGGAGUGCCCGUCAGUCCCUCUCUGACUGGCUUCACUCUGCCGCUGUGCCAGGAAUCUCGGGAAUAGACACUCGGGAACUGACCAAGAAGAUUCGGGAAAAGGGCACCAUGCUUGGAAAGAUUAUAAUAGAAGGCAUGGAGCACACUUCCCUGCAGUUUGAAAACCCAAAUUUGCUGAACCUUGUCAAGGAAGUCUCUCUCAAGGAACCCGUUGUGUACAAUAAAGGAGGCAAGCCAUCGAUCACCGUGGUGGACUGCGGCAUGAAGUACAACCAGCUGCGCUGUCUCAUAUCUCGGGGAGCUCGGGUCACAGUAGUGCCCUGGGACCAUCCUGUGGACCCCAAGGAUUGUGAUGGUCUGUUCGUGAGCAACGGUCCGGGAGACCCGACACAGUGUGCUGCGACAGUCAAGAUGCUGCAGACGUUCCUUGAAUGCAGCGACCCCGCCAAACUGAAGCCUGUCUUCGGCAUCUGUCUAGGACACCAGCUGAUGUGCCUUGCUAUAGGUGCCACCACAUACAAGAUGAAAUACGGCAACCGUGGCCACAACCAGCCCUGCCUCUUUAGCGAUUCUGGUCGCUGCUGCAUAACCACACAGAAUCAUGGCUACGCCGUGGAAGCAUCAACACUUCCCUCGGAGUGGUCGGCACUUUUCACCAAUGCCAAUGACCGCACUAAUGAAGGCAUUGUCCACAGGAAACUACCAUUCUUCAGUGUGCAGUUUCAUCCGGAGCACAUGGCUGGUCCGGCUGACCUGGAGUUUCUGUUUGACGUCUUCCUUGACUCCGUAAAGGACUCCGUUGCCAGCAAAACUUGCUACCCCAUCGAGGAACGCAUCUCGGCCAAGUUUGCAGCGCUCGCACCACCCCCCGCCCUUGGCUCCAAGCGACCCCGCAAGGUUCUCAUUCUCGGAUCAGGGGGACUGUCCAUUGGCCAGGCUGGAGAGUUUGACUACUCAGGCUCUCAGGCCAUCAAGGCAUUGAAGGAAGAAAAGAUCCAAACAAUCCUGAUCAACCCCAAUAUAGCAACAGUGCAGACAUCACCAGGGCUUGCGGACAAGGUGUACUUCCUGCCCAUCACACCCUACUACGUCGGUGAGGUGAUCAAGUCCGAAAGACCCGACGGCAUUCUGCUCACAUUUGGCGGUCAGACAGCGCUCAACUGCGGCGUGGAGCUACAGAAGAACGGCACGCUAGACCGCUAUGGUGUGGCCGUUCUGGGCACACCCAUCGAGUCCAUCAUCAACUCUGAGGACCGCAAGCUCUUUGCCGAACUGGUCGAGGAAAUCGGCGAGCAGGUCGUGCCCAACUGUGCUGUCUACACUGUGGAGGAGGCCCUGACGGCAGCUGAGAAGCUGGGCUUUCCAAUCCUGGUGCGCGGUGCCUUCUGCCUUGGCGGCCUGGGCUCGGGUUUCGCACACAACCAGGACGAGCUGCGUGCCCUAGUGACGCAAGCACUUGUCCGCUCCAGCCAGGUCCUGCUGGACAGGAGCCUGAAGGGCUGGAAGGAAGUGGAGUAUGAGGUGGUCCGAGACGCCUACGACAACUGCAUCACGGUGUGCAACAUGGAGAACCUGGACCCACUGGGCAUUCACACGGGCGAGUCCAUUGUGGUGGCGCCCAGCCAGACGCUGACCAACGAGGAGUACAACAGGCUCCGCACCACUGCCAUCCGCGUCGUUCGUCGCCUGGGCAUCGUUGGCGAGUGCAACGUCCAGUACGCCCUCAGCCCCCACUCGUUCGAGUAUUACAUCGUGGAGGUGAACGCCCGGUUGUCACGGAGCUCGGCGCUGGCAAGUAAGGCGACGGGCUACCCGCUGGCCUACAUUGCAGCCAAACUGGCAUUGGGCAUCUCGCUGCCCUCGCUUCGCAACACAGUCACCUGCCAGACCACGGCCUGCUUCGAGCCCAGCCUCGACUACUGUGUGGUCAAGAUGCCACGCUGGGACCUUGGCAAGUUCCCGCAUGUCAGCAACAAGAUUGGCAGCUCAAUGAAAAGUGUGGGUGAAGUAAUGUCCAUAGGACGAUCUUUCGAGGAGGCCUUCCAGAAGGCAAUCCGGAUGGUAGAUGAACUUGUCUCUGGCUUGGACCCUUACCUCAAGCCUGUGAGCGACCGGGAGCUGGCAUGCCCCACAGACAAGCGCAUGUUCCACCUCGCAUCGGCCAUCAAAGCAGGCUACACACUGAAGCAACUCAACGAACUCACUCAGAUUGACCCCUGGUUCCUCAGCAAGAUCAUCAACAUCAUCGAGUACCACACCUUCCUGGAGGGCCUUCACAGCAAGCCUGCUCUACUCACGUACGACGUUCUCCUGCGAGCCAAGCAGCUUGGCUUCUCGGACAAGCAGAUCGCCCAGUGCGUGGGCAGCACAGAGCUUGUAGUCCGCAAGACCCGCCAGGAACUGGGUGUGGUGCCUCGAGUAAAGCAGGUGGACACAGUUGCUGCCGAGUGGCCUGCCGCCACCAACUACCUUUACCUGACAUACAACGCUGGAGGGGAUGACCUGCAAUUUGAGCCACGGAGUGCAAUCAUGGUGCUGGGCUCCGGUGUUUACCGCAUUGGCAGCUCAGUCGAGUUCGACUGGUGUGCCGUCAGCUGUGUCCAGGAGCUCCGCAAGCUUGGCAAGGCAACCAUCAUGGUUAACUGCAACCCCGAAACGGUCAGCACAGACUACGACAUGUGUGACCGCCUAUACUUUGAUGAAAUCAGCUUUGAGACCGUGAUGGACAUUUACUGCCUGGAGCAACCCGAGGGCAUUAUUCUGAACAUGGGGGGCCAGCUGCCCAACAACAUUGCCAUGGAUCUGUACAGGCAAAAGGCACGCAUCCUGGGCACGUCUCCGGAGUCGAUUGACUGUGCCGAAAACCGUUUCAAGUUCUCCCGCAUGCUGGAUUCCAUUGGCAUCUCCCAACCACAGUGGAAGGAGCUCACCAACUUAGAGAAUAUCAAGUCAUUCUGCGAGGAGGUUGGCUACCCGUGCCUGGUGCGCCCCAGCUAUGUGCUGAGUGGAGCAGCCAUGAAUGUGGCCUACUCCCAUCGCGACCUCGAGGGUUAUCUCAAUGAGGCCAGUGCUGUCUCCAAGGAGCACCCCGUGGUUAUCUCCAAGUUCAUCUGUGAAGCCAAGGAAAUCGACGUGGAUGCUGUGGCCAAGGACGGUGUUCUGGUAGCCAUGGCAGUCUCUGAGCAUGUCGAGAAUGCCGGUGUGCAUUCUGGAGACGCUACGCUCGUGACUCCACCUCAGGAUCUGAACUCUGAGACCCUCGCCAAGAUCCGCUCUAUUUGCCAGGCCAUUGGCGAGGCACUCAUUGUCAGCGGACCAUACAACAUGCAGCUCAUUGCGAAGGACAACCAGCUGAGGGUGAUUGAGUGCAACCUGCGUGUUUCCCGCUCCUUCCCUUUCGUCUCCAAGACACUAAACUGCGACUUCGUCGCACUGGCCACCCAAGUUAUCCUUGGACUCCCUGUCGAAUUUCGUGAUGUCACCUUCGGCAUUGCCCGGGUUGGGGUCAAGGUGCCCCAGUUCUCGUAUUCCCGGCUGGCAGGUGCCGACAUCCGUCUCGGCGUGGAGAUGGCCUCGACGGGAGAGGUGGCCUGCUUCGGAGAGAACAGAUAUGAGGCUUAUCUCAAGGCCCUGCUUAGCACUGGAUUCUGCAUUCCUGAGAAGAAGAUAUUCCUCUCCAUCGGGAGUUACAAGCACAAAGCUGAGUUCCUGCCCAGCGUCCGAACAUUGGAGAAGAUGGGCUUCCAAUUAUAUGGCAGCCUUGGCACCUCGGACUUCUAUAUGGAGCACGGCAUCAAGAUUGAGCCAAUGACAUGGCCUUUCCACGACCAUGACAUUGACGAGGACACGGUGAAUGGAGGGUCGGACGGUGGCAACCAGUGUGUCUCACAGCAGGCGCAGUUGAGCAUCGCGGACUUCUUGGAACAGAAAGAGUUCGACCUGGUGGUGAACCUGCCCAUGUGCAGCAGCGGGGCCCGCCGCAUCUCAACCAUGUUCACCCAGGGCUACCGGACACGCCGCAUGGCCGUCGACUACGCCGUGCCCCUCGUCACGGAUGUCAAGUGCGCCAAGCUACUUGUGGAGGCUCUGCGGCUGAUUCGCAAAGCACCGCCCGUCAAGACGCACAUUGACUGCCUCACCUCACGCAACAUUGUGCGCCUUCCGGGUCUCAUUGACGUGCACGUCCACAUGCGGGAGCCGGGUGCGACAGAAAAGGAGGACUAUGCCUCCGGCACAGCGGCUGCCCUGGCUGGUGGCUUCACAAUAGUCUGUGCCAUGCCGAACACCCGACCGCCACUCUGUGAUGCCGAUUCUCUUGCUGUCUGCCAGCAGGCGGCCAAGGCUGGUGCUCGAUGCGACUAUGCCCUAUUUGCGGGUGCCAACCAGACAAAUGCCGAGAGCGUGGUGUCACUGGCACCAUCGGUUGUUGGUCUCAAGAUGUAUCUCAACGACACAUAUGGACCCCUCUGCAUGGAUACGGUUUCGGAUUGGCUCAAGCACUUCGAGAAGUGGCCGAGGCACAUGCCGCUGUGUUGUCAUGCCGAGGGCCCCAGGACGGCAGCUGUCAUACUGCUGGCCAGCCUUCAGCAGCGGCCCGUGCACAUCUGCCAUGUCGCCAGGGAGGAAGAGAUAGCUAUAAUCAAGGCUGCCAAGGCACAGGGGCAUGCGGUGACCUGCGAGGUGACGCCACACCAUUUGUUCCUCACCAUUGAUGACAUCGACCGGCUUGGCCCAAAUGUGGCCAAGGUCAAGCCACCGCUGAUGACAGCCAAGGACCAGAAGGCGCUCUGGGACAACAUUGACAUCAUUGACUGCAUUGCCACUGACCAUGCACCUCACACCUAUGAUGAAAAGACCCAGCCCAAUGCACCGCCUGGCUUCCCAGGGCUCGAGACAUCACUGCCACUCAUGCUCACAGCCGUGGCAGAAGGGAAGAUAACCAUGGAGGCCCUGAUCAAGAAGAUGUACAACAACCCAAGGCAUAUCUUCAACCUUCCGGCCCAGCCAGACACUUACAUAGAGGUCGACCUAGAUGAGGAAUGGACAAUACCUGAAGCUCCAGCGUAUAGUCGCGCUGGCUGGACGCCCUUUGCCGGGCGCAAGGUUCGCGGCCAAGUUCGUCGAGUGGUCAUCCGGGGUGAAGUGGUCUUCGUCGAUGGUCAGGUCCUUGUGGACCCUGGCUUUGGGCAAGAUGUCAUGGCCACCUCGGAUCUCGAGCGUAGCACAAGCAUGACGAGUCUGACGCAUGCACCGCCUGAAAAGGGAAGCUCUAGUGUUUCCGAGACGUUUGGUGUCACAGGCCCUGCAGCAGGAAAGCCGGGCCACUGGCGAAACUCUGUCAAAUCUUUGACCACAGAAAUGUACAACAAGAUGUUUCAAGAGUUGGGCCUCCCGGAUAGACUGCUGGUGCCAACCGGCAUGGCGGCGACAGCGAGCUCGUCCGAUGAAGCGGCACCUGGGACACGACUGGGCACGGCAUCUGCACAAGGUGCAGCCCUGCGUAGCGUCAGUCCACUUACGAGCGCUUCUGGUGGGGCCACGGCAGGGGGCACGGUGUCCCAGUUGUGGAGCCUUCCAGACAUCCCUAACGCGCUGCAGGGAAGACACAUCCUGACUGCCGACAUGUUUACGAAAGACCAGAUGCACUCACUGUUCAACUUGGCACAUGCUUUCAGUGUCUUUGUGCAGAAGGACCGGCCCCUCGACCAUGUGCUCAAGGGCAAGGUGAUGGCCUCGGUUUUCUACGAGGUGAGCACACGGACGUCGUGCAGCUUUGCCGCUGCCAUGCAACGGCUCGGAGGCUCGGUCAUCCACAUGGACCAGGCCACGUCGUCGACGCAGAAGGGCGAGACUCUUGAAGAUAGCAUCACCAUCAUGUCCAAUUACAGCGACGUGGUUGUGCUGAGGCAUCCACAGCCUGGAGCUGUUAUGCGGGCCUCAAAGCAUUGCCGCAAGCCUGUGAUCAACGCCGGCGAUGGCAUCGGCGAGCACCCCACGCAGGCUCUUCUCGAUGUCUACACCAUCCGCGAGGAGAUCGGCACAGUCAACAACCUGACGGUGACACUCGUGGGUGACUUGAAGCAUGGCCGCACAGUGCAUUCCCUGGCACGGCUGCUGACUCACUACAACGUUCAGCUGCGCUAUGUGGCCCCAGCUAACCUGGGCAUGCCUCAGUCGGUGCGUGAUGUCGUGGCUGCACAGGGAAUCACUCAGGAGGACAUGGAGAGCCUGGAAGCAGCGUUGCCAGAUACGGACGUGCUGUACAUGACCAGGAUUCAGAAGGAACGUUUCAGCAGCGUGGAGGAGUACGAGAGGGCUUGUGGCCUCUUUGUGGUGACACCUCAGCUGAUGACGAAGGCCAAGAGACGCAUGAUUGUUAUGCAUCCCCUGCCACGGGUCUUUGAAAUCAGUCCGGAGUUUGACACAGACCCUCGAGCAGCAUACUUCCGGCAGGCCGAGGCCGGAAUGUACAUCCGCAUGGCACUCUUGGCGAUGGUUCUGGGACGAGUAUGAGAGCACCUGAAUCCACGGCGUUCCGCAGCGAUCUCAACAAGUCACUGGCUUUGCUCCUUCGCUGUGUCUCCUUUUUUUUUUUUUUAACGGUUUUCAUUUCACGGCCGUCUCAUUGUGAUAAUGGCUGAACAUGGUACUUUUCAUUGUGGACAAAAGAAAACGGUGCCUUGUGAAUGUUAGAGUCAACUUUCAGGUUGGCACAACCAAUUUGGUGACCUUUUCACAAUGUGUGUGUGUGCGCGUAGCACGUUCCUCUAGUGACGCUGUUGCAAUGGCUGUAAAGGUCCGUGCAUACCAUUAUGGUUCUUUGUUUUCUGUACCAACAGAAAUAUUUUUUGUGUAGAGCUGGGCAUCUGACCAUGUAUAAUCGCAAUGUCAUUGCUUGCAUCUGAACUCCUUCAUUGCGAUAUUUACUAAGCAGGUUCAGCUGGAAGGCCUUUACAGUCACCAAAUAGUUGGUUUUUAAUCUGCGUUGUGACCCCAGGUGCAGCAUGUCGUACGGGUGCAAUCGUCUUGAAGGUGCCAAGAACUUCAUUAGCUUUGCUGCUGUCAUUGCAAAGUACUGACCUGAGACACCUGAAGCCAGCAAGGAGAUUCCCAUGCUGCUUUUCUUUGAUGACUGAACAGGCCAUGUUGUAUGAUUUCACUGUUUGCUUGUUAUUAUUCUGAGAUUACGGAUGCAUAUUUCGUGACAAUUAUUUGUUCUAAUUCUGCCCCACGUGUGAAUGUUAAGGUAUUUGCCUAUAGGAGCUAUGCCUAUGUAUGGAUUUGGUAUCGUGACACAAUAUUUUCAUAUUUGAUAGUAGACGGACAUUUGUGCUACCUUGGACAUUAAUUACCUUGUUGAUGUUUCUUGUUGCCAGGAGUAUACAUACUGUUCUUUUUUUCUUUCUUUUUCUGUUUCCUUCUUCUUUCCGUGUCAUAUUCAACAGUGUGUCAGGUUUUCACAGCAUAUGAUAUGCCAGUUUUGGCGGUGUUUUUUGUGCAAACCACAGAAACAUUCCUCAUGUUGACGUUGUGAAAUAUUUUUUUUUUUUUUUUUUACAUUUACAAAUAUUCGUUGAUCUGCUGGGAGUAUUACCCACUCCAAGUGCUGCUUGUGUCGGGCGGGAAACUUUGCUGUUCUUGACGAGAACCCUACAAUCAAAUGGAAUAAAUCUACUUUUGCAAAUCUUCA